Molecule: messenger RNA, 2591 nt
Organism: Notolabrus celidotus (New Zealand spotty)
Lineage: Eukaryota; Metazoa; Chordata; Actinopteri; Labriformes; Labridae
Product: LHFPL tetraspan subfamily member 2a protein-like
Exons: 3
Coding region: 603-1271 (222 amino acids)
Cellular component (GO): membrane
Source: RefSeq, a predicted model, not a curated record
UCGUCAUCACGUUUCUCAUCAGCUCUGCAACUUCUCCUCCACUUCUUCUGUCUUUGACAAACGGAAUGGGGGAAGGGAAAAGGGGGAGGGAGGAGAGAAAAGAGGAGAAAGCACGACGUCAGAUGUUAGUGGGACGGCUUUAAGUGUGAGGGAGAGUAGGAGGAAUAAGGUCCUGAAGAAAGUUGAGUUUCUGAAUGAGUGUCUGGAAAGUCAAGCUCGGCUGCACCGGGAACAGAAGCAGGGUUUCAAAAACAAAGGACAGCUGCUGAACACACCACGGAACACACACUUUGACUAUACGUUUACUUUGCAGACAUCAUUAUGGCAGAGGGAAGCUGCUUCGGUGCAUUGUAGCAGCCUGUUCGAGAUGACCAGAGCCUUGAAUGAAGGGGGAAAUCAAAGAAGAAAGGAGGGUUAACAUCUGCUCAGAGAGGAUAAGAUCAGCGGCACAUCUGGAUCUGAACAGGGAACUUACAAGACCUUUCUCUUUGUAAGGAAAGGAAUUUAAACCCUCUAAUACCAGCGUUCUGCCUCUACAAGAGCCUAAAAAGGCUUCAAAGAUUUUCUCUUAGUAUUAUUGACAUCUCAGAUAGACUUCCACCAUGUGCCAUGUCAUUGUAACAUGUCGCUCCAUGCUCUGGACACUGCUCAGCAUCAUAGUGGCCUUUGCUGAGCUCAUCGCCUUCAUGAGCUCUGAUUGGUUGCUGGGAUUCCCUCGCUCGGACCCCAGUGCGGGGGGAGCGGAUGUGGAGUCCAGGGAGUACCGACCGUCACUUGGUCUCUACAACCGCUGCCUACGUAUCGGGAGUCGAGGGGUAGGCGUGAGCUGCGGACCCUACGCUAGGACCUUUGGAGAAGUGGCCAGUGGCUUCUGGCAGGGGGCCAUGUUGUUUCUGGCUGCGGGGACAUUAGUGCUGGGAGUGGUGGCCUGUAUCUCCAUCUUCAGCCUGUGCUUCCAGAGCAUCCUGAAGAAGAGCUUGUUCAACAUCUGUGGACUGCUGCAGGCCAUCGCAGGGCUGUUGCUGAUGGUUGGCCUCAUGCUGUACCCUUCUGGUUGGGGUUCGGACAAGGUGAAGAGCUACUGCGGUCCGGAAGCCUCGCCCUUCAUGCCAUCUCUGUGUUCCUUUGGCUGGGCGUUCUACGCAGCAAUAGGAGGAACGCUGGCAACAUUCCUGUGCGCGGUGCUGUCUGCGCAGGCUGAGAUCGCCACCUCAAGCGAUAAGGUGCAGGAGGAGAUUGAGGAGGGGAAGAGUCUCAUCUGCCUGCUCUGAGUGUGCAGGAAAUUUUGGAUUCUCCAGGACUCAUCCAUUGUGUGAUUUCUCUUGUAAAGACACUUGGGGGUUCUGCCUGGAUCAAAUCAACUGAUUAGUGUAAAAAGAGGCCUUGAUAACAUCUACUUUUUUGUUAGGAUGUUCUUUUUUAAAAGCACCUGAACCCUGUAUGGACUUUGGUAGCGCAGCUGGCUUAGGAAAGAUACCUGAUCACUUAUCCAGCAUUUUUUUUUUUUUUUACCAAGAUACUGUUUUGUUAUGUAAUAAUUCUUGCCUUAAACAAACCACUGAUUUUAGUAGUAGGAGAAAUGUUUAAAAAAAGGUAGUGCGUUCCUGUUAGUGUUACUGUGGACAAGUUAAACACUGCCAGUAAAACAGUGUGCAUGUUUGCAACAUCAUUAAAAUAUUCAUUCACAUGGUUCACCUGCAAACCUCAACAAAUCACUGAAUGCAAACAGAUGUGUGCCCACAGCAGCUUGCACAUGUAUUGUGUGUGCGAAAGACAUGAACUGUUGUGUCUGCUGCAUGUUCAUAUGCACUGAAUCUGCCGCACAGCAGGACAGUGAGACCCUCUACCUGCCUGUUGAAAUGUGCCAUUCAAGGGGUUGUUCAUUUUAAAGGGAGUUCCCCCUGUUAAAUGGAUUGUUUGUGGGUCUAUCACAGCUUAUUAACCUUCAGAGUGUGUGUGUGCAGAAAAAGAACAGAGACCGGACAGAUGUUUUCCUUUAGUGAUGUUUGCUCACAGUGAGAUAAAGCAAACGUAGCUUAUCAUGAGCUACCUUAUGGCACACCAUACAAAAAGACCCGGCUCUGAAUAGAUCAUCUUUGUACAUUUUGAAACAGUUUAAAAAGUCAUCUUUCUUUCUUUGGUACUUUUGGAGAAUCACCUGAUCCUGUUCUUUGCACUUGGUCCUUCAUUAAUUUCACAUUCCUGCAAAUUUUGUUCACUUUUCUUUAUCAUUUUCCAAUAAUGCUUCAUUACAUUGCAGUAAAUGUAACAUCGUGUGAUUGCUUGUUUUCAUUGUAGAUGAGAUGUGCAAUAAUUCAACUCUGGUGUGUUUGAUGUGAGGGUGAGUGGACUGAAAGGAAAGAGAGUGAAAUGUUAUGGGUUUUCCUUUUUUUUGUGUGUUGCAUACGAAGCGUUUCUAGUCUUUCUGUGCUUUAAAUUAAUGUUUACUGUCCGCUGUUUUUGUUACAUUAACAAAAAGAGUAACAGCAUCGGUGGCACAUUGUUUGAUGCUGCAUGUAUGAGAGGUUUUAUGUGUGAGGAGAGGCACAGCCUGUAAUUUGUACUCAAUAAACUAGGCUUUCUUUAGUAUA